AUGAACGGUCGGAAUGCCAUCCAACAGCAGCAGGCGGAGCAGUCGCAGCAGGAGCCUCAGCAAGAGCAGCAAGAAAAAGGGGACGAGCACCAGCAAAAACUCAAGCAAGAAAAGCGUGAGCGCCGUCAGCAGCAGCAGCAGCGGCGGAGACAGCAACUACAAAAGUGCCGUCGCCGUCCUGAGUCGCUACCAGUCCCCUCAGCUCUACUAGGCGCCGCAUUUGAGAGGCAGCACGUCGACUCUGUUUACGCGAAGAUUGCACCCCAUUUCAAUCAUACAAGGAACCGGCCGUGGCCCAAGGUCGCAGCUUUCAUCGAGUCGUUGCCACCCGACGCGCUUUUGCUGGAUGUUGGCUGCGGCAACGGCAAGUACCUCCAUUGUCGGCCGAGCAUUUGUCACCUGGACAGCAGCAGCGGAGGCAGUAGCACCAAUUGUUUCAGCCCGUACAGCUCAUUGUCAAUAGGCCUUGAUAGGUCCAAAGAGCUGCUACGUUGCGCCUCCGAGGCUGCUGAGGGUUCUUUAAGGCCUCGACUUGUGCAGGCGGACUGCCUGCAUACCCCUAUGAGAGAUGGAGUUGCAGACGGUGUCAUAUGCAUUGCCGUUCUCCAUCAUUUGACUACGGAGGAAAGGAGGCUACAGGCCUUGAGAGAACUGGCACGCAUUACGCGAUGUGGGGGACGCAUCUUGAUCUAUGUGUGGGCACUCGAGCAUCAGUCCGGUAGCGUUGGAGAGCGUAAAUUUCCAAGUCAAGAUGUAUUGGUGCCAUGGGUGUAUCAGAAACAUCAUGAGCGCGCUCGCGAGCGUUCGGAGGGUGUGGCUGUUUGCCAAGGCACAACAGAUACCGACGGGCCCGUAGGAGCCAACUCCUCGGCUGUUCCAUCUCUAAACGACGAGGAUACAGUAUAUCGGUUUUACAGAGUAUUUACGAGAGAAGAGCUGUUGGGCCUUUGCGCCAAAGAAGAGCGGGUCAGGGUACUCGACUGUUACAACGAUACGAACAACUGGGCAGUAGUGCUCGAAAAAUGCACCGACCAGUAG
Eimeria tenella is the source of this 1038-nucleotide messenger RNA. RefSeq lists its product as uncharacterized. NCBI's taxonomy places the organism in Eukaryota, Apicomplexa, Conoidasida, Eucoccidiorida, Eimeriidae. The record is from RefSeq and is a predicted model, not a curated record. Gene Ontology annotation, cellular component: cytoplasm; nucleus. Gene Ontology annotation, biological process: tRNA wobble uridine modification. The transcript has 6 exons. The coding region runs from base 1 to 1038 and encodes 345 amino acids. Gene Ontology annotation, molecular function: tRNA binding; S-adenosylmethionine-dependent methyltransferase activity.